AUGACCCCAUCGAUUCCGCUGCAUCUUUCAGACGAAGACGACUCGGACUCGAACAAGAGGAUUAUUGAUAUGUUGCAGAGUGUGGUCGAUGGCACUGAGAAUCCUAUAUCUGGGGCAAGGAUAAUCCAUGACGUUGUCGUUAAUGAGUGCCGCCAGGCCUACAUUUCCUAUACUUCGACUUCAAGCCUAGAAGCGGGGCAAAUGGAAGGCGGAGUUUAUUCAGGGCCAGACGGAUGGAUGAAGUUCCUAUGGAAUUGCAUAGGGAAAGCCGCCAUAAGGAUACCGGCUAGUCACGAGGGUCAAGACAGGCUAGUCUCUCUGCUUAGGGAGCUACAUCAGCUUCCGAAGACGAGCGUCCCCCGGGUUCUCUCUGGAGAAGUAACUGAGAAAGUACUCUGGGAUCUCACAAAAGAGACUGGAUACGAGAAUCUUGUCUAG
This is a messenger RNA of Hypoxylon trugodes, 438 nucleotides long. RefSeq lists its product as uncharacterized. The transcript has a single exon. Lineage: Eukaryota; Fungi; Ascomycota; Sordariomycetes; Xylariales; Hypoxylaceae. Bases 1 to 438 code for a protein of 145 amino acids. The record is from RefSeq and is a predicted model, not a curated record.